AUGUGGACUGAGCAAGCAAGUGGAUCGGGGACACGCAGGAGACGGGUGAGAUUUCCAGAAGAGGGGCUGCCCACCGCACAGGAUGGAUGGUGGCAAAAGACCUUGCGGGCGCUAAAGACCCUUCUGCUCUUCAGUAUAAUCCUUGGUUUUUCUCUGCUGCUUUGGGGCUACGUGUUCCAGGGCUGUGGUCCUUCCCCUUGCAAGACAUCUGUGUGUCAGGACCUCCUGGCUCUCUACCUGGCCUCUGGGAACACCAGUGUGGCCCCCUGCACUGAUUUCUUUAGCUUUGCCUGUGGAAACGCCAACAGGACUGGCAGUCCUUUUCAGGCUCUUGAGGAGGAGAACAAGCGCCGAGUUCGAAGAAUCCUGGAAACUCCAGGUUCCUGGCGCCUGGCCCCUGGGGAGGAGAAAGCCUUCGGAUUCUACAACUCCUGCAUGAACACGGGUGCCAUUGAGGCAGCAGGGGCCGGUCCCCUCAGACAGGUUAUUGAGGAGCUUGGCGGCUGGCCGACCCCUGGUAACUGGACUCCGUCAGAUUUUAACCAAACUCUGAGCCUUCUGAUGAGUCAAUAUGGUCACUUCCCAUUCUUCAGAGCCUAUUUGCAACCUCUUCCCACCCCUCCAUACCUGCCAGUCAUCCAGAUAGACCAGCCAGAGUUUGACGUUCUCCUCAAGCAAAAGCAGGAACCGAAUUAUGCCCAGAUCCUGCGGGAAUACCUGAAUUACCUGGAUCGCCUGGUAACCUUGCUGGGAGGAGAACGAAGCCAAGCGCAAAGUCAUGCCUCCUUUUCCCUCGCCAUUAACUCACAGCUGAACCAGAUGCUGGGGUCUGGGGAGCAGCAGCGUGCCCAGGACAAGGUCUUCGAGAUGGUCACAAUUGACCAGCUGCAGAGAAUGGCCCCUACCAUUGACUGGUUGUCCUGUUUGCAAGCGACAUUCGCACCGAUGGCCCUGAGCCCCUCUGACCACGUUGCAGUCCAUGACCUGGAGUAUUUGAAAAACAUGUCGCAACUGCUUGCGGUGAAGCUGUCAGAGCACAGGGACAUGCUGCAAAGCCACAUGAUCUUCGGGCUGGUGAAGACACUUUCUCCAGCCCUGGACAGUCAAUUCCAAGAGGCACACAGAUCGCUGAGCCAGAAAUUGGGGGAACUGACAGGACACCCACCCAUGCCGGCCCACCCUCGCUGGAUGAUGUGCAUGGAGAAGACAGAAGCCUUCUUCGAGCCCACACUGGCCACAUUGUUCAUCCGGGAGACUUUCAGACCCAGCACCCAAAGUGCUGCCAUGGAAUUAUUCACUGCCAUCAAGGAUACCUUCAUCAGUCACCUUCAUACGGUUCCCUGGAUGGAUGGAGAGACCCGGGCAAAGGCCCAGGACAAGCUUACCCAACUGCAGGUGAAGAUGGGGCCCUCGGAAUGGGCCCUGAAGCCAGACCCGGCCAGACAGGAAUACGACGACAUACAACUUGGAUCCAGCUUCCUCCAGACCUUCCUGAGUUGCUUCCGCUCCCGCCAAGCCAGAGUCAUCCAGGAGUUCUUGCAGCCUGUCUCCAAUCACAGGUGGCAGGUGCCCCCCUGGGGCCUCAAGGCUUACUAUUCGAUACCUGACCACGUGAUGGUCUUCCCCGCUGGACUCCUCCAACCCCCGCUUUUCCACCCUGGCUACCCGAGAGCCGUGAACUUUGGUGCCACUGGCAGUAUUAUGGCCCGUGAGCUGUUGCACAUCUUUGACCGGCUCUUACUCCCUGGGGGCUGCCCGGCCUGUGACACCCAUGCCCUGCAGAAAGCGCUGCUGUGCCUGGAACGCCUCUACACUGCCUUACCGUCACCCAAGGGAACCUCCUUCGAUGUCUCCCGCACGCUCCUGGAGGAUGCUGCAGACGCCGGGGCACUGGCCAUUGCGCUGAAGGCAUACAAAAAGAGGCUAGUACUGUUCCGUGGGGAAACCAUCCUGCCCAGCCUAGACCUCAGCCCCCGGCAGCUCUUCUUCCGAAGCUAUGCCCAGGUGAUGUGUAGGGACCCCAGCACCCAGGAUCCUCAGGACAUUCACAGCCCUCCUACCCUUCGCAUCCAUGGGCCCCUAAGCAACAGUCCAGCCUUCGCCAGACACUUCCGCUGCACCCAGGGGACCCUCCUGAGCCCCUCCGGCCGCUGCCAGCUCUGGUAA
Molecule: messenger RNA, 2166 nt
Organism: Rangifer tarandus platyrhynchus (Svalbard reindeer)
Lineage: Eukaryota; Metazoa; Chordata; Mammalia; Artiodactyla; Cervidae
Source: the annotation of a GenBank genome assembly